This is a messenger RNA of Pneumocystis jirovecii RU7, 1335 nucleotides long. RefSeq lists its product as uncharacterized. Gene Ontology annotation, molecular function: peptidyl-prolyl cis-trans isomerase activity; RNA binding. The transcript is spliced from 5 exons. Lineage: Eukaryota; Fungi; Ascomycota; Pneumocystomycetes; Pneumocystales; Pneumocystaceae. Bases 1 to 1335 code for a protein of 444 amino acids. Gene Ontology annotation, biological process: protein peptidyl-prolyl isomerization. The record is from RefSeq and is a predicted model, not a curated record. Gene Ontology annotation, cellular component: nucleus.
AUGAGUGUAUUAUUAGAGACAACUGUAGGUGAUAUUGUGAUUGAUCUUUAUACAGAAUACGCGCCAAAUACUUCAAAAAACUUCUUAAAACUAUGCAAAGUUAAAUAUUAUAACUUUUCUCCUGUAUACAAUCUUCAAAAAGACUUUUCUUUUCAAACAGGAGAUCCUUUAGGUCCAGAUGGGGAUGGUGGUACAAGCAUUUGGGGGCUUUUAGGAGGACCACGUUUUUUCCCUGCAGAAAUCCAUCCAAAACUUAAACAUAAAGAGCGUGGAACCGUCAGUAUGGUUACAGCAGGUAAAGAAAAUGGAAAUAUUAAUGCAGGUUUCAGUGGCUCUCAAUUUUUUAUUACACUUGGUGAUAAUCUUGAUUACUUAAAUGGAAAAUAUACAAUUUUUGGAAAAGUAGCAGAAGGUUUUGAUACUCUUGAGACAAUAAACAAUGCGUAUUGUGAUAGCAACAUGCAACCAUUUAAAGAUAUUAGAAUUAAACAUACAAUUAUUCUAGAUGAUCCAUUUCCAGAUCCAGAAGGACUAGUUGAACCAGAGAAAUCACCUCUUCCUUCAAAAGAACAACUUGCUACUGUUAGAAUUGGAAAUGAUGAAAAAUUUGAUGAAGAUAUGGAUGAAGCUGAAGCAGAAAAACUACGGAGAGAGCGAGAAGCAAAAGCUCAAGCACUGACAUUGGAAAUGAUAGGCGAUCUUCCUUUUGCGGAAGUAAAACCUCCAGACCAUGUUCUUUUUGUUUGCAAAUUAAAUUCAGCAACUCGAGAUGAAGAUUUAGAGCUAAUCUUCUCUCGUUUCGGAAAGAUAAUCAGCUGUGAAAUUAUCAGAGAUAGACGUACAGGUGAUUCUUUACAAUAUGCUUUUAUCGAAUUUGAAAAAAAAGAGGAUUGCGAACAAGCAUAUUUUAAAAUGCAAGAUGUAUUGAUUGACGAUAAACGAAUUAAAGUAGAUUUUUCGCAAUCUGUCUCAAAACUUUCAGAUUCUUGGAGGAUGGAAACAAACUGGAAACGUAAAAAUGCAGUACAGAAAUCAUUUGCAGGUUCUACAUACUUAGAAAAGGGAAAAGCAUAUCAAGAGUAUAGAAAUGAUGAUUAUAGUAUGGUUUUUAAUGAUUAUGAUUUAAAGAAAAAAUAUUACAAAACAAAAGAUCAUUACAAUAAAAGUAAACAUGACAGAGAACACUCGUCCCAUAGGGACUUUAAAAGAAAUUCUGAUAGAAAUUAUACUCAUCGUCAUUAUCGGCAUCAAAGUCGAAGCCGAAGUAGAAAUCGAAGUAGGAAUCGAAGUAGAAAUCGAAGUUUAACUCGGAAUUCAAGAAGACAUAGAAACUAG